AAUUAAAUAAAGUUGGUCAAAGUGAAAAUAUCUACACGUCAAGUUUCAUUUGAAUUUCAGCUGACAGGUGGCGUAGUUUUCAGCUUAGUUGUCACUUUUUUCUGCCUUUCCGGACUUGUAAUAAUUCAGUGAAGAUGACUCAGAAACAGAAAGCACUCUCGAAAGAAGAGGAAAUACUUUUGCAAGAUUUCAGCCGAAAUGUCUCCACCAAAUCAAAUGCCUUGUUCUACGGCAAUGCAUUCAUCGUUUCUGCAAUUCCGAUUUGGCUAUUUUGGAGAAUUCAUUUCAUGGACCUACUGACUUCUUCACCGUUGUUCCUCAUCAUCACAUGCUUAAGCACUUACUUGGUUUCUUUUGCUUACAAGAAAACCAAAUUUGUCUUGAAACACAAGGUGGCUGUUAAACGGGAAGAUGCCAUUAGCCGUGAAAUCUCAAAGAUGAUAGCCGAAGACAAAAAAAUGAAUAAGAAAGAGAAGGAUGAAAGGGUUUUAUGGAAAAAAAAUGAAGUCUCUGACUAUGAGGCCACUACUUUCUCCAUUUUUUACAACAAUGCACUUUUCCUUGCAGUUGUGAUUGGACUAAGUUUUUUCCUUCUUAAAUCAUUUUCCCCUUCAUUUAAUUACAUCUUGUCUGUGGGUCUCUCCAGUGGUCUUAUUGCCCUGCUUUCCACAGGCACCAAGUAAAGAUAUCUGCCGGGAAUAUUAAACAGUCUGUAUUUCGAGUAACACAAAGAAUGCUUUGAAAUACAGUUUAAAGUUACUUAAUUA
Molecule: messenger RNA, 767 nt
Organism: Daphnia carinata
Lineage: Eukaryota; Metazoa; Arthropoda; Branchiopoda; Diplostraca; Daphniidae
Product: translocon-associated protein subunit gamma-like
Exons: 6
Coding region: 135-683 (182 amino acids)
Biological process (GO): SRP-dependent cotranslational protein targeting to membrane
Cellular component (GO): membrane; endoplasmic reticulum
Source: RefSeq, a predicted model, not a curated record